GGAAGAUCACGGCACUCGGAAGACAACAUAUCUGAACUUUCCAGGAGAAACCAGACGACAUCGAAAUCGACAUCGACGUAGCCAGCACACAGCUGUACAGCUUGCAGCACCUCGCACGCAAUGGCUUCUGCACGGCCUGCCGCCCGCCUCGCAGCCGACCUUCUCCGACUUACACCUCGCCGACCUACACCAUUACUAGUACCUACACCACAACCAACAACGACAACCGUCUCGACAUUAUGUCGGUCCUUCACGAUACGCACCCGCUUUCUUCACAACGGUACCUUUUUCACUCCUACUCCCACUCCGCCAAACCCAAAACCGCCAAAACAUGACGCUUCUCGAGGUCCAAAGGAUCAACGAACCCGAACCCCUCCCCGACAGGCGCGCGCCGCGCCCACUAGUCUGGCCGUAGGCGCUGGCGUUGCUGUCUUGGCUUCCUACCUCUAUAACCGUGAUCGCGAACGCGACAGCAAGAGCAAGACCAAGACCAAUCUCGACAGCAGCAGCCGCACCGACCGAGACGACCGAGACAGAGCGAAAGAUCCAGAUCCAGAUAAAGAACCACCACCACCCUCUCCAGAGCCAGAAACUUCCCAACAACCUGACGAUAUUACUGCCAAAGAAGACACCCGCGAACCCCUCUCCCUCCCCCGCUACCACCUCUCCGAAAUCCGAUCCCAGCACUCCUCCACCUCUUCCUCCCCCUGGGUUACCUACGCCGACAAAGUCUACGACAUCACAACCUGGGUCGGCGCCCACCCCGGCGGGGACGUGAUCCUCCGCGCCGCCGGUGGUCCGAUCGAGCCGUACUGGGACAUUUUUACGAUCCACAAGACUUCGCCCUACGUCCGGGACAUUCUGGAGCAGUUUUGCGUGGGGUAUAUACUUUUGGAUGAUUUAGACCCGGUGACAAAAAGGCCGAAGAUGGAAGAGGUGGAGGACCCGUUCGAAAAAGAUCCGGUGAGGGAUGAGAGACUGAUAACGCAUACGGCGAAGCCGAGGAAUGCGGAGACGCCGUCGGACUUGGUGGGAGCGGAGUUCAAGACGGGAGAGGACGUGUUUUAUGUGAGACAUCAUAUGUGGGUGCCUGUUGUUGAUGUCGAAGACCUAAAGAAAGGGGGGAAGAAGUUUGUGUUGAACGUGGAGUUGCCGGAUGGAGAGACACGGGGUUACACCCUAAAAGAGUUGAAGGAGAGGUUUCGGAGACAUAAGGUUACGGCGACGCUGCAGUGCUCGGGCAACAGACGGAAUGACAUGACGCGCCACGCCGGCAAGACGAACGGGCUGCAAUGGGGCGUGGGAGCGAUCAGUAAUGCGGAGUGGGAAGGGGUUUUGUUGAGGGAUGUGUUGAAGGAUGCAGGGUUAAAGGUCGCUGACCCAUCUACUGCUACCGCCGUCGUCCAGCCCCCAUCUGCUCCCUCCUCCUCCACCUCCGACGAAGAACUGACCUCCCAAAAAGACCUCCACGUGCAAUUCUCCGCCCUAGAAGCCUACGGCGCCUCCAUCCCCCUCUCCAAAGCCCUCGAUCCCACCGGUGACGUCCUCCUCGCCUUCGGCAUGAACGGGCGCGCUCUGCCUCGCGACCACGGAUUCCCAUUAAGGGCCAUCGUCCCCGGCCACGUCGCCGCUCGCUCGGUCAAGUGGCUCAACAAGAUUGUUGUGUCAGACGAGGAAAGCCCGAGCCAGUGGCAGAGAAGAGAUUACAAGAGCUUUGGACCGAAUGAGGGCGCGAAUCCGGAUUGGGAGCGGGCGAGGAGUAUACAGGAGAUGCCGGUGACUAGUGCUAUUACGGGGGUUUGGGUGGGGAGUGAUUGUUUCAAGAACAAGAAGAAGGAGGGCAAGCAGGAGCAGGAGGAGGGGAAUGGGAAGAAGACGGUGGAUUUGGCGGGUGUGGAUGGGCAGAAGGUUGGCUGUACUAAGACUACCACCACCGGUACUACCACCACCGGUACCACUGCCACCCCUUCCUCAUCCCCCGAAACCAAACCCAACAAAAUCCCCAUCAGCAUGCAAGGCUACGCUUACUCAGGCGGCGGCCGCGCCAUCGCCCGCGUGGACGUCUCCCUCGACAACGGACGAACAUGGGACCAAGCGGAGCUGAUUGACGAUUGCAGUAACCCUGCGACUCCUUGUUACGGGAAUAAGACGUGGACUUGGAAGAGGUGGAAAUACUCUGGCAAUUUACCGCCAUCUGUCCUCCCUUCCUCAGCUUCCUCCUCUCCCAGCUCUACCUUCUCCAGCAGUAAGCCGGCUAGCGAGGAGGACAAGAAAUGCACAACCCUAAUAGUCAAAGCCAUCGACGAAGCCUACAACACCCAGCCCGAGUCACACGCCGGCAUCUACAACGUGCGGGGCAAUCUGGCUACGGCUUGGCAUCGCGUCAGGAUUUGUCCCGAGUGUGUUGCUUGUCCUGAUGGAGGAAAGGGAGUCAAGUGGGUGACUGGAAAAGUGAUUGGAUGUGGGUUUGAGAAGGAGGUGGAGGAGGCGAGGGAGAAGGGGGAGAAGAAGAAGAAGAAGGAGGAGGGGGAGAGUAGUGCGGUUGGGACUGCUGCUGGGAAGUGAUUCAUGGUAUAUAGGGGGUGGGAUGGCUAGGGCAAUGAGCUGUUUUGGA
This is a messenger RNA of Neurospora tetraspora, 2614 nucleotides long. Its product is annotated as Oxidoreductase, molybdopterin-binding domain-containing protein. The record is from RefSeq and is a predicted model, not a curated record. Gene Ontology annotation, biological process: sulfur compound metabolic process. The coding region runs from base 121 to 2565 and encodes 814 amino acids. The transcript has a single exon. Gene Ontology annotation, cellular component: mitochondrion. Gene Ontology annotation, molecular function: sulfite oxidase activity; heme binding; molybdopterin cofactor binding. NCBI's taxonomy places the organism in Eukaryota, Fungi, Ascomycota, Sordariomycetes, Sordariales, Sordariaceae.